Molecule: messenger RNA, 4615 nt
Organism: Strongylocentrotus purpuratus (purple sea urchin)
Lineage: Eukaryota; Metazoa; Echinodermata; Echinoidea; Camarodonta; Strongylocentrotidae
Product: kelch-like protein 20
Exons: 9
Coding region: 133-1896 (587 amino acids)
Molecular function (GO): protein binding
Source: RefSeq, a predicted model, not a curated record
UAAAGAAAAGAUUUUUGCACCAAGUGAAGCUAACGUAGAUGUGACCUCCACAAAAUGAUAGAAUUUCUUGCCUUUGAAAGUGUGAUUUAAAGAUAGUUUUGACUUUAUUCUAGAGUUGAGGUUGGAUCAUAGAUGAAUACAACAAUGGCAGGUGCACAACAGGUGUUUGAGACGCAGCCCCAGCAGGCUAAGUUUGUCUACAUAUCAGAUCGCCAUCCCAAAGACACUCUUGAAAUGACGAACAUUCUCCGCAAGCAGCGCGAGCUCUGCGACGUCGUCAUCAACGUGAAUGACAAGAAGAUCUAUGCCCACAGGAUAAUCCUGUCAGCCUGCAGCCCUUACUUUCGAGCCAUGUUCACCGGGGAGCUUGCAGAGAGCCGGCAGACGGAGGUCGCCAUCAGGGACAUUGACGAGCGUGCAAUGGAAUCAUUGGUGGACUUUGCGUACACGUCCACGGUGACUGUCGAGGAGAGCAAUGUACAGACUCUGCUUCCUGCAGCGUGUCUUCUGCAGCUGUCUGAAAUCCAGGAAGCUUGCUGCGAGUUUCUAAAGAGGCAGCUUGAUCCGUCCAACUGUCUCGGAAUCAGAGCCUUCGCAGACACACAUGCCUGUAGGGAUCUGCUCAGAGUCGCCGACAAGUUCACUCAACAUAAGUUUCUGCAGGUCAUGGAAAGUGAGGAGUUCAUGCUGCUACCAGUCAAUCAACUCAUGGAGAUCAUUUCUAGUGAUGAAUUGAAUGUACACAGUGAAGAGCAGGUUUAUAAUGCAAUCAUCUCAUGGGUCAAAUAUAACAUUCCAGAGAGAAGAACACACUUAGCCGAGGUCUUACAACAUGUGCGGCUCCCUCUACUGAACCCCAAGUUCCUGGUAGGGACAGUAAGCUCUGACCUGUUGAUCCGGAGUGAUGAGGCCUGUAGGGACCUGGUGGACGAGGCUAAGAACUAUCUACUCUUACCUCAGGAGAGACCCCUGAUGCAGGGUCCUAGGACCAGGCCUAGGAAACCAAUACGGUGUGGAGAAGUGCUCUUUGCAGUUGGAGGUUGGUGCAGCGGUGAUGCUAUCUCUAGCGUCGAGAGGUUCGAUCCACAGAGCGGUGAAUGGAGGAUGGUAGCACCCAUGUGUAAGAGACGGUGUGGUGUGGGAAUCGCUGUGCUAGAUGACCUCUUGUAUGCAGUCGGAGGUCAUGACGGGUCAUCGUAUCUGAAUAGCAUCGAGAGAUAUGACCCUCAGACAAACCAAUGGAGCAGUGAUGUUGCGCCGACGAGCACAUGUCGGACGAGUGUGGGCGUGGCAGUCUUGGACGGUUACAUGUAUGCUGUAGGUGGCCAAGAUGGCGUAUCAUGUCUCAACAUUGUAGAAAGAUAUGAACCACACGCGAACCGUUGGACAAGAGUAGCUUCUAUGAGUACCAGAAGGCUAGGAGUGGCUGUAGCUGUCCUAGGUGGCUUCCUCUAUGCUGUAGGUGGAUCAGAUGGUACAUCGCCUCUCAAUACAGUUGAAAAGUACGAUCCUCGAACAAACAAGUGGACUCCGGUGGCACCGAUGGGUACGAAGCGCAAACAUCUAGGAUGUGCAGUCUACAAUGACAUGCUGUAUGCGGUGGGUGGAAGAGACGAACAGACUGAAUUGAGCAGUGCUGAGAGAUAUGAUCCUCUCUCCAACACGUGGAAACCUAUAGUCGCUAUGAACUCGAGACGGAGUGGGGUUGGACUUGCUGUAGUGAACGGUAGACUGAUGGCCGUGGGUGGGUUCGAUGGCACCACGUACCUCAAGACGGUAGAGGUCUACGACCCGGAUACCAAAUCAUGGCGUAUGUGCGGCAGCAUGAACUAUCGGCGAUUGGGAGGAGGUGUCGGGGUCGUCAAACUUCCUCAAUCGGAAUCCAAUGUUUGGUAGCACAGGACUAUUUCAGACUUUUUUUCUUCUUUUUUGUUUUUUCCAGAAUGUGUGUUAUAUGAGCUGUACGUUCAGUGUAAAUCAUGGCGUAUGUGCAAGCAAUGAACUAUCGCCGAUUGGGAGGAGGUGUCGGGGUCGUCAAACUUCCUCAAUCGGAAUCCAACGUUCGGUAGCACAGGACUUUUUCAGACUUUUUUUCUUUUUUUACCAGAAUGUGUGUUAUAUGAGCUGUAUGUUCAGUGCAGUUUAGCGCAGUAUUAUAGGGUGUAGGUAUUUCACAGAUCGUCUACUUGGAAGCAAAAGGAUGUUAGCUUAGUGAGUGGGAAAAUGACUUAAAGGGGAUGUAGCAUGGCAAAUACUGGUUAACGCCAUCUACGACUUCUUUUGGACAACUGCAUUUUAAUGAAUGGACUUAUGUUGUUCGCGAAACAGACCAAAAUAUCUCCACACGCUUCGGUUUCGCAUAUGGAACACGCACAUGAAUAUUGCGGUCGCGUCAUCCGUAGUCGUAUUAUACCCGAUUGGCUUCGAGUCAGGCCACGAUGGGAAAGACAAGUAGUCUCGUCAUGCUACACUCCCUUUAAUGUCCUUCUGGCCUCCGAGCUUAUGAUGUAUUUGUUGCAUUGGAGAUGUUACUCUUGGAUAUUGACCCAGUUCACCCCUCCUGGUGUAGCUGACUGAUUGAAGGAACCAUUUUUUAGCGACCGUAGAAGAAUUGCGCCUCCCAAGAGAAGAUGUACCUGACAAGUGUGUCAAGUCAAGUUGAUAGCCCUAGUAGAGCUCAGAUCAGAUCACCAAACUCGAAGGGAUAUGAUUAUUUGAAAGCCAUACUGUACUAGAAGCACGACUGCAAAAUCCCCUCUAGUGACAUCUCAGGUCAGCUGUAACAGUGUGGUUCCGUAAUUCGCUGCUUCCCUAGCUGCGCUUUUGGUUCUUGCAUUGAGUCCUACGUCUGCAAAGUGGGAAUUAGGUUUCGGGUCACGCACUGUUGGCAAGUUGACUAUGAAAUGGCACUGCAGUAAACUGUAUGCUAUGGCAGGAAGUUAAUCAGUUCAAUAUCUCUUUAAUCAGGGAUGCCAGUUUUCAGGCAAUAGCCUGAAUUCAGGCCCUGGCAAGUUAUUUUCAGACCAUAGUUUAGGCAUUUUUGUGUACAAAAUAGCUCAUUCUAGGUGAUUUUCAGGCCCUCUGAUCAAUACUAACUGGCAUCCCUGUUUAAUGCAUAUUCAUCUACCAUUAUACCUGGUAAUAUAUGUGGGUAAACACCUUAGAUUUGCCCUUAAAAGAAACACUGUUGAGUUACACUUUCAGUUGACAAUUACUGCUUUUCGAAACAGUUGAUCGUUGAAAGUGUUUGGUAUCAUCACAUUUUGUAGUAUUUUACUAACAACAAAUGCAGCAAACAUGAUUAGAUAUACACGCCUACAUGUUCAUGUCUAUGCAUUUAUCAAUGAACAUACAGGCACCUGUAUAUAUCAUGCCAUUCAUUGUGAGCACAGAUAAGAUGAUGCAUAGUAUUACUUUAAUUUAGGAAGCAUAGUAGAUAGAGAGCUUAGUGUACAUUACAAACCAUGUACAUACAAAUGAGAUAGAAAUUUACGUGUAAAUAUUGUGAAUAAAUCACUGGAAGAGUCAAUUGUAUUCAGUAUCAUAUUAACAAAGAAAAAGCAAGAAGAUUUGUACUGAAAACAGUAAAUAUUGUUUCUUUCUAAAACCGUAGACACUCUUGGUAGAUAAGUUGUUUUAUAAUUCACACUGCAAAUUUUUAAAGGGGUGUGUGUGAUAACGUUUCUGUAUUUUUGUUAUUGUUAUUGUUGUUGCCAUUGUCUCUCCAUACUCUCUCCUUUGUAGACUUUUCUUAUAUAACAUACACUUGCCCUGUAAGUUUUCCGAUAAAGGCAAAGCUUUUGUUUAAUAUUUAUGUUAUCAAAAAGCAUUUCAUUGACUUUUGCAGUAGUUUGUCUCUAAAAUCUAUGACAUUUAAACACUAAAGGGGAUUUUUAUUUGAUUUGAAUAGAUAAAUAAUAAUGAUAAUACACAAGAUUUAUAAAGCACCAUUAUCCAUUCUAACUUAAUGCUCAAGGCGCUGCUAUUAAAAGGAGAAGAUCUGUCAUAUUUGUCUGAACUUCAUAGAGGUCAGUACCUUGUGUAUGUGUUUAUACAAUUCCAUCUAUAAUAGUUUUGGAAAUGACUUACCAUGCAUAGAUGAAAUGAGCAAAAUCCACUGCAAAGUUUAAAUCCAGUUUUCUUGCUUUACCAAGUUUUGUUAAGACUUACAGCGUGUAGUCUAUUCUUAAGAAAACAAUUAUGAAUUUCUCUUAAAAUUUGCUAUUUCUGUGCUGCAAUGUGUAAUAGUGAAAUUAGAAAAGAAGAAGAAAACUUUUGUUUGGCCAUUCUUCUAGAAUUUUUUUUCCUGCUUUUUUGAGAAGGAUGAAUUAAUUUGGUUUUUGCUUGAUGUUUGGGACAGGAAAGUUUAGUAGAUCCUUGAUUUCUGCUUGUAAUGGAAUUUUUAAUAUCACCCAUACUACCAAUAUCAUACAACUAUUUUUUUUUAAUACCGAUACAUUGAUUUUGUUUCUUCUCAAGACUUGUCUUUAGCAUGUAGCAAAACAUGCAUUAAUUAGUAAGAGCAUGUUUGUUUAUUGUGCAAUAAUUCUACCUUAGUAAACCUAUCUUUCAUCGCUCACAUGUACCUGUACAUGUACCUGUAUAUUCAUAUAUU